AUGCAGAGAACCUAUGACUGCCAGCCUACGCAACCAUGUUGGCCAUCAAAAUUGGAUUGGUCGAAUUUCAAUAAGACCAUCGCCGGCAAUCUUCGUGCAACCAUCAUGUUCGGUAGUCCAUGUUUUCCUAGCUCGCCUGAUUACAAGAACAACACCUGCCAAAACGUCAUCUCGAACUAUACCAAUGCCGAUUUCAGGGAAGGGAACUAUGGUGGAAUGGCUUACACCAACUGGGAGACUUGCGGCUCGGCAAACUGUUUGCCUGGUGUCAAUGCACCACAGUCAGAGACCUGUUCCCUUGGUCGAAUGUCAGCGUUCUACGUGGAUGCACAAGGCCCGAGAGAUGUUCAGGCUACACUGGCCUUUGUCAAGACUCACAAUAUCCGACUUACGGUCAAGAACACGGGUCAUGACUUUCUCGGCCGAAGCUCUGCUGCAAAUACCUUGGCUUUGUGGACCCACAACUUGAAGAAUCUUGAAUACCGAGCCGAUUUCAUGCCGAUGAACUGCCCGAGCAGCAGUGUACAGAAUGUUGGAAUCAUGGGAGCCGGAGUUGUUGCUCAUGAGGCCGUUGACUAUUUUCUGGGCUAUGGAAUGGAUGUUACGGUAGGUGCAUGCCCAACUGUAGGUAUUGCUGGCGGGUUUGGUCAAUCUGGCGGUCAUGGAGCUUUUGGACCCAGCUACGGAUUGAUGGUAGACCAGGCUAUUGAAUACGAAGUGGUCACCGCAGAUGGAAUCUUAAGAACGAUCAAUGAAUGCAACUCUCCAGAUCUCUUUUGGGCGAUGAGAGGGGGCGGAGGUGGAACUUUCGCGAUCCUUCUGACCUACAAGUUCAAACUCUACCCCAAGAAGGCCCUUGCAAUGUACACUUUCCGUGCCAAUAUCAAGGAUCCCGGUGCCAACACUACGCAGAGUCAGAUUCUCAACGACACAAUCACCACACUUGCCAAAACCCAAUUAGCUUGGUCAUACCAAGGAAUGGCAGGAUACGACUUUCUUUUCUACAAUUCCAUCGAGACCCACCAAAUACUACCGGGCAAUGGAGAUGUGAUGGGAAGACUGAAAGACAUUACUGCUGAAUGGACAGAUUUUAUCAGCAAUUAUCCUGGAUAUGAAGUCAUUCAAAAUAACUUUACACUCUUUGCAGAUCAAUCUGCCUACGAAUCUGGCACCGCACAUAUCAUUUCUCGGAAUAACCAAGUUGGCGUGGGAGCUUUACCAGCCAGCCGACUGGUUCCCAGGUCUCAAUUUGAAAGCUCGCAAUCAAUCGAUACUCUAGUUGGAGGUGUUCUGAAAGGUAUAGACAAUGCAAGACAACUGAACUCGUCUGAUAACCGAGUUGCAUUUGGCAUCUACAAGGUCACGCCAGCGAAUACACCAGAUACCCAAAGGUCAACAAGUGCCAAUCCAGCCUGGCGUGAUUCUCUUUGGCAUGUGAUUGUCGCUGGAGGAUGGGAGCAAGGAUUCCCAGAGGAGGACAUCAAGGAUGUUCAGAAGUAUGUCCGGCUUGGACUCAAGGGGCUUUCUGAUAUCCUUCCUUCCCAGGCGUGCUACACGAAUGAGGCAGACUAUGGUGAGGAGGAUUGGCAGUCUGUUUUCUUUGGUGAGAACUAUGAUAGGUUGCUCAAAAUCAAAGAGGAAUGGGAUCCAACCUUUCUGUUCAACUGCUGGAAAUGUGUUGGCUGGCUUGGCCCGGCCGAUGUAAUGUAUUCUUGCUACGGUGGCAAUCCCAUUCCAACAGGUUUUUAA
This is a messenger RNA of Cadophora gregata, 1749 nucleotides long. RefSeq lists its product as uncharacterized. The transcript has a single exon. Bases 1 to 1749 code for a protein of 582 amino acids. The record is from RefSeq and is a predicted model, not a curated record. NCBI's taxonomy places the organism in Eukaryota, Fungi, Ascomycota, Leotiomycetes, Helotiales, Ploettnerulaceae. Gene Ontology annotation, molecular function: oxidoreductase activity; FAD binding.